GGAGGGGGUGAAUGGGUUCAUCGGGUUCAUGUAGUAUUGGACUCCUUCCUUCUCCCAUUUCAGGUUGGCCGCCUCCCUCAGUGAAAGGGCUAGCUUUAAGGCAAGUGGGGUGAUGGAAGUUUGCAGAGGAAAGGGCUAAAUAGGCGAGCUUGACCUUUUAUUCGGGACACAGUAAAGUCGAUCAGCUGGUGACUCCAAGCUGCCAUUUUUAGGUCAUUCGGGGCGUCUCGCUAACUUGUUUGUAGCGCCAGCCCAGCUGAUGAAUGAGCCCGCUUUAUUCGUCAAUUAGUCUCACCAGUGGGAUGGGGGGGAUCGCUUUGUCUUGUGUUGUCUAGUGGUGGAAUAUAAAUCAUGAUGGCUGAUGGAUGUUGCAGAGGGAUGGAAAGAGGCAGGGGUAAGAUUGCAUCAGAUUCUUUACCGAGACCCACAUAUCCCCAGCAAUAUGUCCAGACCGGAUCCCAGCAGCAGCAGCAGCAGCCGGGCAGUGACAUCCAGGAGUUGGCCUCCAAACGCGUCGACAUCCAGAAGAAACGCUUCUACCUGGAUGUGAAGCAGAGUAUCCGCGGACGCUUCCUAAAAAUAGCCGAGGUGUGGAUCGGAAGAGGCCGGCACGACAACAUCAGGAAGAGCAAGCUGACGCUGUCUAUGUCGAUGGCCCCCGCGCUCCGCUACUGCCUGGGAGACUUCAUCGAUUAUUACGCCCGGAUUGGACUGCGGGGGGGCCUCGCUCCUCCGCAGCUCGACGAGCACAGCAGCAGCAACGGCCAGGGCCGCGCGCGCGACUCCCGCCGGAGAGCACAGGAGCCGCACGCGGGGCUGUCUCCAGACGGCUCCGCGGUGUCCGACGACCAUGCCCACCGCGUCCUCAAGAGCGAGUUUAUCGAGAGAGACAACAGGAAGUACUUCCUAGACCUGAAGGAGAACCAGCGGGGCCGGUUCCUCCGCAUACGGCAGACUGUCAGCAAAGGACACGGCACCAUAGGCUACUACGGCCAGGGCAUCGAGCAGACCAUAGUGCUGCCCGCCCAGGGGCUCAUCGAGUUCCGGGACGCGCUGUCGCAGCUUAUCGAAGACUACGGCGACGAGGAGAGCGACGACCGCGGCCGAACCGGGUCCAGGAACCAGGACGACAACCCCGAGCUUCCCGAGGCUGCGUCCUUCCGUGUGGACAAUAAGAGGUUUUACUUCGACGUCGGGUCCAACCGCUACGGUGUCUUUUUAAAAAUUAGCGAGGUGCGCCAGCCGUACAGGAACACCAUCACCGUGCCCCUGAAAGCCUGGGCUCGCUUCGGGGAGAAUUUCGUCAGGUACGAAGAGGAGAUGCGGCGGAUUUUCUCCUGUCACAAAGAGAAGAGGACAGACGCGCGGCAGGACAGCGAGGACCAGGAGGACUGACCUUGGCAGUAGGCUGUGUCCGUGUCCGUUUUGCAUGUGUUCUAGGAAAUGU
Messenger RNA from Etheostoma cragini (Arkansas darter), 1447 nucleotides. It is a transcript of the gene purg, whose product is annotated as purine-rich element binding protein G. Bases 352 to 1395 code for a protein of 347 amino acids. Gene Ontology annotation, molecular function: RNA polymerase II transcription regulatory region sequence-specific DNA binding; purine-rich negative regulatory element binding; DNA-binding transcription factor activity, RNA polymerase II-specific. The record is from RefSeq and is a predicted model, not a curated record. The transcript has a single exon. Lineage: Eukaryota; Metazoa; Chordata; Actinopteri; Perciformes; Percidae. Gene Ontology annotation, cellular component: nucleus. Gene Ontology annotation, biological process: regulation of transcription by RNA polymerase II.